AUGAUCGCGCUUAGGAGUAGCAUGUUGCCAGCUUUCAAUAGAAUAUUGCUUCGAUGCGGGGGGGUAAGUUUACCCAUAAGAGAGAACAUAUCCCAUUUAUUGAGUAGGAAUCUGAAUGUCACUUGGAGACCAUUGACAAAUCACUCUCUUUUACGACCCGCGACGGGUAUGCCGUUGGCCCAGACGAAAAGAUUCUACAGUGCCAAUGGGAAGAAUACUGAGUAUAAGGAAGAUGGAAGUAAAAGUAACGAUGGGAAGAAAGGCGAGCCACAUGGUAUUAAAGGGUUAAUGGCCAAAUAUGGUUACUCAGCAUUGAUCGUUUAUAUUCUGUUAACGUGUGUUGAUCUGCCUCUGUGUUUCCUGGGAGUCCACUCAUUGGGUGAAGAGAAGAUUAAAAUAUAUCUGAACAGAGCUAAGCAGCUGAUCGGAAUGGGCGAGCCAGAUGAAAACAAAGUAACUGAAGAGGUUAGAAAGAAACAAGCUCAUCGUGAAGCAGUCCAGGCCAAAAAUGCUGACAACAUAGAGGACGCAUCGAAAAGGACUUUUAAUGAAAAAUGGCAAGAGAUGAAGGAUAGUACACUGCUGGCCGAAUUGUUAAUCGCGUAUGGCAUACACAAGAGUUUGAUUAUCGUUAGAGUACCCUUAACAGCAUUGCUAACGCCAUCUUUUGUCAAGCUACUACAAAAGUUUGGCAUCGACCUGAUGAAGAAACAGAAGAAAGUAUUUCAAACGAUGGCCUCUGGAGCCAAAAUAAGGUACAAAGGGAGCAAUCCAAACGAUUUCAUCAAGAAUGAGGGCACUGCGCUUGACGCUACUAAGCGCAAGGCAAGAACUAAGGGCCAGAAAUGGUUUGAUGGCCUUAUGUAA
Molecule: messenger RNA, 867 nt
Organism: Saccharomyces kudriavzevii IFO 1802
Lineage: Eukaryota; Fungi; Ascomycota; Saccharomycetes; Saccharomycetales; Saccharomycetaceae
Gene: NAT2
Product: Nat2p
Exons: 1
Coding region: 1-867 (288 amino acids)
Cellular component (GO): mitochondrion
Source: RefSeq, a predicted model, not a curated record